CUUUAUAUUACCAGAUUAUGGAAUACCUCCUUAUAUGGAGUACCAGAUUUAAAUGAUGGGUUUAUUUUCUCUCUGUCAAUGUUAGAGCCAAAGCUCUCGGCUUUUGAAGCUCUCUCUCCCCUACUCUGCGUUUUCAGCGGUCCAAGAAGCACAGAUUAUCAAAUGCACGAAUGAAGAUUUGAGCAUAAGGGCAGAUAACUCAUGUACAAAGUAUUAUUGCAAGAGUUUGAAUUACAUCAAAUGGUUCAACAAACGACUGAUUCUAAGUUCAGUCACUAUGGGCCGAUGAAUACUGAAACUGGCUUGCCUCAUCAUGAUAAGCAACAACCGGUGCCGGUAACUGCAAAGAAGGCAGCACUAAGAGAUUUGCAGAAUGAGAACAGAAUUUUGGUUCCCAAAAUUACAGGAAGCUCUGAAUUUUCAAAGGACAGUGAUGCCAUUAAAGUCUCUGGCACUAAAAGAACUGCACCUGAGUGCCUGGUUAGCCCCCCUCAUCAACAAUCAUCAAUCAGUAAUGCUGCAAGUGGACAUCUAGUGUAUGUUCGUAGAAAAGCGGAAGCAGAAUUAAGUAAAAGUAGUACCUAUGAUGACACAUGCAGGAAUGAUAAUUGUCCACAAUCAGGGAAACUUGUUGACCAGGAUGAGACGACACAGCAAAAAUGCCAGAUGAAAGAAACUGAGAGUUGUAAUUUUGAAGCUGCUCCUAUUCCUAGGGAUCCUUUGAUGUGCUUCUCGUCUCAAAAACUUUCAGUCCCUCCUUCUCUUGGAAAGUCCGGUAACAUUAUAACAUCCGCAGAUUCAAAUUAUGUUACCAUUACUUCUGCUAUCCCUUCAUUGGCCUAUCCGAAAAGAAUGAAUAAUCAACAUUCGGAAGAACGAUAUCGCCAAUUGCAGAUUUUACUGAAAAAUUUGGACCAAGCAAAUCAAGACAGUUACAUCCAGAUGCUUCGAGCCCUCUCUUCAGUUGAACUUAGCACACAUGCUGUUGAACUGGAAAAGAGAGCAAUUCAGCUUUCACUGGAGGAAGGUAACAUCGAAAGAGAUGCAACGUGUUCAACAUUUGAAUUUCUUGGGAAAAUACUCGAAGAAUUCUUGAGACUAACAACUCAUCAGUAUCAUUCAGAGGAUUUAGAGGUUGCAAUGAUCAACCUGGGGGGGUACAUUGUGUUCUGCAACUGACUUAUUUUUCCAUGUCUUUCUGCAUUGGUCAUCAUCCCUUUGGUUGCUGGUAAAUUACUGUAAUAUUCUGGUUACUCUUUCUGCUGUUUUCUUGUAGUGAAACCUGUUGAAGGUUCCAAAUAAUGAUUUCUUUUAACUGUCAUUUGUCCGUUCUGUAAAUUUAUCCAGUGCACUUGUUACUGUAGCUUCUGUUUUUAGUGUGUGUGGUGUUCUAUAAUUUCAUUUGGUCAUUGAAAGAGUGUCAACAUUAUUAUUAUUUAUUAUUAUUUUUAAAGUGUGUCAA
This is a messenger RNA of Cornus florida, 1462 nucleotides long. RefSeq lists its product as uncharacterized. The coding region runs from base 202 to 1179 and encodes 325 amino acids. The record is from RefSeq and is a predicted model, not a curated record. The transcript is spliced from 5 exons. NCBI's taxonomy places the organism in Eukaryota, Viridiplantae, Streptophyta, Magnoliopsida, Cornales, Cornaceae. Gene Ontology annotation, biological process: regulation of DNA-templated transcription. Gene Ontology annotation, cellular component: DRM complex.